Caenorhabditis sp. 36 PRJEB53466 is the source of this 2272-nucleotide messenger RNA. The record is from the annotation of a GenBank genome assembly. Lineage: Eukaryota; Metazoa; Nematoda; Chromadorea; Rhabditida; Rhabditidae.
AUGGGAGUUUUCUGGACCGGCCUAAAGUACGUCUUCACGGACUUCUCGUGCUGGACGUCCACUCAUGGAGUUCCUCACAUCGGAAUGGCAAAUGCCCGCUGGCUGAGGUGAGUGGAUGGGAUAACAAGAUGGAUUCAGGAGGCUGGCACGCGAUCCUUCUGAUUAAUGCGCUUCAGAGCCUUCUGGAUCCUGGUGGUGCUCGUUUCGAUUGCAGCCUUCAUCUGGCAGUUCGUCACCUUGCUCACCAAUUACCUCUCAUUCAGUGUGAAUACGGAAACAACGGUCAGUUUGAUUGAACGCGAAUAGAGCAAAGGCAUCUAACGAGGUGUAUCUCUCCCACGCGAGUGUCUGAUUGCAGUUGCAAUUCGCCGAACGCACGUUUCCCACGGUCACUAUAUGCCAUCUGAAUCCGUGGAAGCUCACCGAAACGAAGGCCGCCGACAGUGAUAUGAGCAGUCUGGUGGGUCUCUUUUGGACGCGUCUCAAUUGGAAGUCCUUUGUCAGAUAGACGACUACAACUCGGAAUCGACGUCCGUCCAGUUUGGACUGCCCGCUUCUUUGACUGCCGCCCGACAGCAACAGGCCAACAUGUGGACUCUCAUGUACUCGGAGCGGCUCAAGAACAAACAGUACGAUGUACGCAUUCGGGAAAAUUUAUGAGAAUGCGUGGGGUAAAUCGUGAAAGGAAGACGGGAAAUCGGAGGACUACAGUAGUCAUUUAUUUCGGUUUUUAUUCCCUGUGGAUUAGGAAAAGAUUAUGAGAUUAGGAGAGCUCGCAGAGCUCGCAGAUCCAGGAAAAAUUGCGACUUAAGUACUGAUUAGAGAAAAUGUCAAAAGGGAGGAAAUGAGCAUGUUUCAGGACGGGACGGACAUUGCCUAUUCCUACGAUGACAUGGUCGUUAGCUGCACAUACAACGCGAAGACUUGCAAUGAAACGUACGAGUUCAGACUCAGAACACAGAGAUAACUUCGUCGAAUCUUCCAGAGACUUCGACGAUUUCUACAAUCCUUCCUACGGUAACUGCCUUCAAUUCAACAACGAAGGCGUGUACAAUUCUUCCCGCGCCGGCCCUCUUUACGGUCUCCGAAUGGUGAUCCGAACGGACCAGGCAACUUACUUGCCGUGGACGGAGGCUUCUGGGGUCAUCAUGGACAUUCACAUGCAGGACGAGAUACCGUAUCCCGAUGUGUUUGGAUACUUUGCUCCUCCGGGAACGGCUUCUUCUCUGGGAGUCAGUUACGUGCAGACGACCCGUUUGAGCAGUCCGUACGGAAGUUGCACAAAGAAGACGACUCUCGAGACGACUCACUACACGGGCACCUACACCGUCGAGGCGUGCUUCAGAAGUUGCAUGCAGGAGAAGAUAGUUUCCACGUGCGGAUGCUACUACCCUGCCUAUUCACAUGCUGACAACACGACACAGUACACGUCAUGCGACGACGGAACUCAGACACUGAACAACUGUGAGUUGGAGAGGGAAAAUGAAUGGGAACAGAAAAGAAAGGGUUCAGUGAACUGCGUCAACCAGAUCAACAGUGCCGAUUCGACCGAGUUCGACGUGCUCACCGACUGCGAUUGCCCGCAGCCCUGCGAGUGGGUUCACGACAUCUUUCACGCUUUUUCCAAUCAUUAUCUCAGAAUCGAUUCCUACGGAGUGACAGUCUCAACUGCUCAAUGGCCGUCCGAUUCGUACACGGUUUCUCUUCCCUCGCUUCCUUUUCUCCGUUCAUGCCCAAUUUCAGCCGACCGAAUGCAACCCGGGAGGACCUUCUGGCCCGUGGGUGGCUGCUGGAGAGACGUGUCUUGAUUGGUACAAAGCAAACACGUUGCUCAUUGAAAUUUACUACGAACGGAUGAAUUUCCAAGUGCUCACUGAAUCUCCAUCUUACACAGUAAUCCUAAUGAUAACUUAAAGUAGCUGUACUCUGAAUUUCAGUUCGUCAAUUUCAUUUCGGAUGUCGGUGGUCAGGUUGGUCUGUUCCUCGGAAUGAGUAUCAUCUCCGUCAUCGAGUACCUCGUCCUUAUCUUUCUUGUUCUCUUCUAUUGCUGCACCCACAAAUCCCGGAAAGCGGAGAUAGAACAGUUGGAAAUGGAUAUCAAGAAGGCUACGGUGAGCAAAGAGACGAUGCAAAAGAGAUGAGUUUCCCAGUUCAGGAUGAAUCGGACAAAGUGGCCGAAAGUCGAAAGAAGCAUCAGAAAGCCAACGCGCAACUCUACGAAAUGGACGCUGGAGAGGACGUCGUUCCACCCAAACCAGUCGAUAAUACAUGA